CAUAGUAGUAAUAAUAAAUCUAAAAAUAAUUUUGAAAAGAGAAGCAAUAGUUUUGGUUGAUUAUUGAAUAGAGAGACUCUCAAUUCAACUCAACUCAACUCAAGUCUGAAGCCAUUGGUGUCGAGCAACAACGCCCACCCACCUUCACACCAACUUCAUCACACGACUCCUCUUCCUUCCCCCAUCACUUUUUCUUCCUUCUCUCUGAGUGGAUUUAAUAAAAACAAAAUAGAAAGAAGAUUAAAGUACUUGUUCACUUUCCUUGGGAAUCUGCUAAUAAAAAGCAAAUUAAGUUCCUUUCUUUCCUUUUUCUCUCUUAACUGAAAAUUUCGUCGGUUCUUUGUCUCAAUCUCUUUCCUUUUUCCGUCGAGUCCGAUCAAAAAAAAUCGAAAACCCAUUUUGUUCUUCGAUGAAAGCUCAUUAGAACAGAUCAUUCUACAGGCGAACUUUGAGGGAGUGAAGUAGAUUGCUGCUGUAGCCUCUCUCAUUUGGCCUCCUAAAAGUUUCAAACCGGGUGUUGUGAUUUUGAAAUCAAGAGAAGAAGGAGAUGGGCUGUGUUUCUUCUUGUUUUCGUGUCGACGACUUUGAGGAUCACCCGAAUCCAACUAGUUCAUGCCCGAGAUGUCUUGUUAAUAGCUUACUUAACCUGUAUAUCUCGUUGUUCAGAAGAGGCGAAACCCGCUCUCUCCCAUCCUCCUUACAGGCUACUAAUGUAUCUCUAGCUUCAUCUACUUCUUAUGAUAACUUUAUGUCUAAUACAUUCCAUUCUACUCCAAGGCCUCUGCCUUAUGAUGCUGAUCCAAGAUGCUUCCGGUCAAGGCGUGAUUCGCUUGUCUCUAGACGCGAUAAGGGUUCAAGUCAUUCUCAUGAGGAAACUGAGCCCUUGAGAAGUGAUUCUGAUGUGGAUUCUGAGUCUUUCUCAGUGGAAAGAAGCAAAUGGGCUAAUAAGCUUAUUAUCUCUGGUGAAGAUUCCAGAGAAGAGUUCUCUAAAUCCACUCGAAGGAUUCUUAAGUCAAAGACAAUGUCUACUGGUGGUGAUGACGGCCUGUAUAUAACAUCUGAUGAUGAAGAUGUCUGUCCAACGUGUCUUGAAGAAUAUACAUCAGAGAACCCAAAGAUUGUUACAAACUGUUCUCACCACUUCCACCUCAGUUGCAUUUAUGAAUGGAUGGAGAGAAGUGAAAACUGUCCUGUUUGUGGAAAGGUGAUGGAGUUCAACGAAACACCGUAACUUGUUACCAUUGAUCCUGUCUUCUACUGCCUAAACCGAAAGUGAGGAGAUUGACAAGGCAGCAGACAGAUUUGCAAAUUGAUUUGAUCUGUGAAUAUUUUUAAUUUACAAUAUAUGGUAUAUAUGGAAAUGAGGAAUGUCUCUGCACAUUUGGCUAAUGGAGUUCUGAGGAAAACCCUCUUGAGAGAAAACAGCAGCAGCAACAAAACACAUGCACACAGGAGUCUGGCAUGUUUCUCAAGAUGUGCCUAUGGGGCAGUGUUUUGUUUAUGGCUUGAAAUUUUUCACAUCAUUUUGUAUGAACUACAUAACCCUUUUAUUAAUAGCAUAUAUGUGAUGAUUAUUAUUUUGGCA
Molecule: messenger RNA, 1585 nt
Organism: Capsella rubella
Lineage: Eukaryota; Viridiplantae; Streptophyta; Magnoliopsida; Brassicales; Brassicaceae
Product: E3 ubiquitin-protein ligase At3g02290
Exons: 6
Coding region: 548-1231 (227 amino acids)
Molecular function (GO): ubiquitin-protein transferase activity
Source: RefSeq, a predicted model, not a curated record